Messenger RNA from Macadamia integrifolia, 597 nucleotides. Its product is annotated as abscisic stress-ripening protein 2-like. The transcript is spliced from 2 exons. The record is from RefSeq and is a predicted model, not a curated record. NCBI's taxonomy places the organism in Eukaryota, Viridiplantae, Streptophyta, Magnoliopsida, Proteales, Proteaceae. The coding region runs from base 101 to 439 and encodes 112 amino acids.
UCUUCAACCAAUAUCACCCAACGUCGACCACCUUUGUAUUAUUACUUACAACCUGGUUUUUUUUGUGUUUUUCUUAUCAUCUUUAUCUCCCACCACCACCAUGUCUGAGAAGCACCACAGCCACCACUUUCAUCACCACAAGGAGGAAAAACCCGCCGGAGAAAUGACGAAGCAUGACUAUGAGAAGGAAGUGAAACACCACAAGCACUUGGAGCACGUCGGAAAGUUAGGUGCUGUAGCCGCUGUUGCUGUUGCUCGGCAUGAGAAGCAUAAGGCAAAGAAGGACCCAGAGAAUGCUCACAGCCACAGGAUCAAAGAGGAGAUUGCAGCAACAGCUGCAGUGACCAGUGUUGGAUUUGCUAUCCAUGAGCACCAUCAGAAGAAAGAUGCUAAAAAGGAUAAAGAAUCAGCUUUCGGGAAGAAACACCAUCACUUCUGAAAGUCAUUUCUCUAGUUCUCCCCCUCCCCCUAUCUUUUAUUUAUUUAAUUUUUUCCAGUUAGUAUUGUUUCUGUUCAAAGAUAUGAGGAUGAGAUGUAUAAUAGUAUAGUACUAUAGUUAAUGAAAAUUGAAGCCCAGUACCCCUUCAAUUUGGUUGA